GGCGGUUGCGGGAUAUAGGAUUUCUCUGUUUACCAUUGUUGUGUUGUAUCGUCUAUCCAACCACUAAAUGAUAUUUGUGUGACGCAACCUACUACUCUGAGCAACAAACACUAGUUCACACGUGCUUGACGAAACGGCGCAUUCUGUAUUUGGUGCUGAUCAGUAAUGUGAAGCGACAAAAGCUUCUUUGUCUUUUUGUUUACUUGUCGACUGUGUAUAAUUAUCCUGUAAAUUCAUGUCAGAGUCAUCGGAAGAAUUCUGUGUUUACGAAGUUAAAUCUGGAGAUUCGCUCUCAGCAAUCGCUGCUCAUUUUGGUGAUGUUACUCCCACUCAGAUUGCAAGGAUUAAUCAUUUGCCGCUUAUGAGUUGCGGCCUUCCUCCUGUUUUUCCGGGACAGCGUUUAAUAAUCCCUGUAGCUUCACGCACACAAAGUAACUCAACCAAAAUAAAACGUCUUCCAGGUGUGGCAUUGCGCGUAGAAGAUGCGGACAAACAAAAUGCUGGUGGCAAGAACACAGGAUAUUUACCUGUUGAACCUUUCUUUUAUACCACACGCGUACGGGUCUCUCCUCAGUCUUCUGGCUCCAUUGAUGAUGAUGCUUUGGAACGUCAAUUUGUUAAAGUGGAGGCUCACCGUGUUUUAAAAAAUCUUGACAAUUUGAUUGAUGGUGUUUUGUUAGUUACUCCAGAGUCGUUAUGUUUCGAUGCAAGCAAGACUGCAGUUGCCCAAAAAGAAGCUUAUAUCGCUUCUCAUUCUGGUAAUGAUAGUCACGAUGAUGCUGUCAGCAAUGAAAUUAAAUUGGCCAGUUCACAUGAUAGUGAUGAUCAUGAUCAGCAUAAUGACAGAAAAUCGCCUAGUGACCACCCUCUUAACUUCGAAUUUUCUUGUUGUAAUAUUCCUCAAGAACUGCUUAAUUUGGGCUUGUGCAUUCCACUGAAUUCAAUCAGCGCUAUGAAAACACUAAGUGAAAAGGAUGUUGUAAGAUACUUAAGCCCUGCUACUAACAGAAAAAGAACAUCAUUAUCCUCCGACUCUUCAUCUUGUCAAAGUGAAGAAGCACAAAAGCUACAGAGUACUUCAGUCAACGAUGUAAUUUCAAAAUCGAUAGAUAAAGAUGAUGGAGAUAACCAACGAAAUAUUUUGAAUAAAUUCACUAGUGAACAGCCUACUGAAAUCAUUAAGUCUAUUCAUGAAGAUUCUUCAAAUCCUACUCCUAACACCAUCACCGAUGAACAACACGAUGAUCAUAGUAAUCCAGAUAUCUUAUCUAAAACCUAUCCGACAAAACCAUCUUCAUCAUCUCCAAUAUCUUCAGAAAUAUUAGAAAAUACAAGUAAGAGUCAAUCAUCACCGGAGAAAAGUGACAGUGGAUGCAACAGUGUCUCUGAAAAUAGCAUUGUAAAGUAUUUGUAUCUAAGGAUUUCUGUUACAGAAGGUGAAAAUCAUAUCUUUCGCCUUACAGUGGAUCGUCUCACUCAAGUAUACAGUUUCUUGUUACGUGCUGGUGUCGGUAGCUCAGAUCCUAGUGAAAAAUUGAAUGAUCACCCUGAAAACACUGUGGAUGAAGUUGAUGGAAGUCAAUUGCGUGAAAAGGUUUCGAAAAAACUUUUGGAUUUAACUUCGGUGUUGGAUUUAUUCGGUAUGAAGCAGGGGCAAAAUCUGGAGUCUAUUGAUACAACACAACAACGACGUAGUUUAGUGGAGGAGAUUUUAGAAAGUAUGGAAGAAUCAGUUCCUAUAGCAUCGCUUUCUGGUGGAGAGAGCAGAAUACUAACUGAUGAAAUGCUAGCAGACCUCAGCGUUAACUUUCCCGCUCAGUGGAUUGGUUCAAAUUUAGUCUCUAUUUAUAAAUCUGAAGAUGAUGGUUAUUGUUUAAAUACAGUGUAUAGAAAAUGCAAAGAUGUUGAAGGUGGUGUUUUGUUACUGAUUCGAGAUACUAUGGGUGUUGUAUUCGGUGCAGUUAUGUCAGAAGGAAUGAAGUGUAGUAAAGGAUUUUAUGGGACUGGUGAAACAUUUGUCUUUCAUUGGAAACCAACAUUUAAAAAAUACUGUUGGACCAAAAAGAAUUAUUUCUUUAUGCGAGGAUCGCCUCACUCGUUUCAUAUCGGUGGUCAGAGUGGAAGAAAUGCUAUUUGGUUCGAUGAAUCACUGAAAUACGGUCGUAGUGAACCAACAGAUACAUAUGAUAAUCCUGUACUCAGUGGAAAUUUACCAGAUAUUCAAUUCUCUUCUGUGUCAAUUGAUACUGCUCAAAACACACAGUCAAUAAAUAAUCCUCCUGAAUCGAUUAAGAAACAAUCUUCAACAAUGAUGUAUAACAGUGUUCCAUUUGUAAUUGAUACUGUUGAAUUGUGGCAGUUAGUUAGUUAGUUAACUAGCUAGUUAGCUAGUUAAAUGUCUACAUUUGUGAAGUGUGUAUUGACGAUAAAUACAACUGAUUUUUCCUUCUGUAUGUGUGUUUGCACUAUUUUUAUUCAUGACAUAUUAAGGAGUGAAAUCUAUUUACUUGAAUUUAUUACUUCUAUUAUUAUUAUUACUAUUAAUAUUCCGUUUCUUUUCUAAUUAUCAUAUAAUAAUAAUGAUGAUUGGAGAAACAAUCAAGUUUUCCGCGCGUACACAUGUGCGACUGGUAGAUUUAUCAGACACAUUUCCUGCUUCCCCUUGUAAGCUCAGUUACUAAAACCUCUUUUUCUUCUCUCUCUUGAUUUUGAUUUUAAUAUGAAAAGUGAAUUUUGUUACCUUAUUUUUCCGAAUUUAAUUAUCAUUCCAUAUUUUAUCUGAUAAAUACUUUCUUUUUUGUAAAAUAGUUUCGUUGCUUAUUUAUACUUACAAAAAUGUGCAUCUACUCAAGGAAUGAGAAAAGAAAAAAGUGGUUUAUUCAGUUAUUGUCUCUGUUCUCUACUUUGUCUAAUUGUGAUUGUCUACUGACUUUGUUUCUA
This is a messenger RNA of Trichobilharzia szidati, 2940 nucleotides long. The record is from the annotation of a GenBank genome assembly. NCBI's taxonomy places the organism in Eukaryota, Metazoa, Platyhelminthes, Trematoda, Strigeidida, Schistosomatidae.